Molecule: messenger RNA, 1731 nt
Organism: Tetrahymena thermophila SB210
Lineage: Eukaryota; Ciliophora; Oligohymenophorea; Hymenostomatida; Tetrahymenidae
Exons: 3
Source: RefSeq, a predicted model, not a curated record
AUGGAGAAUAAUACUACUAAGAUUGAAAAAAACUAUCUAAGCAGCCAAAAAAAUACAACAUCGUUUUUCUCAAAUGGAAUUAUUUUAGACCCGAAGACAGCAGCUAACCUGUAAUAAGAAAAUAUUAAAACCCACUUAAAGUAAUCAAAAGCAGAGGGAAAUUAUGAGAAAACAAUUUACUUAAAGCAUCUACUGACUAAUAAAAUAAAUGUGCCUUCCAACUAAAUGCUGUCAAAGGCUGGAAAGUUCUAUAAUUAUAGAAGCUACGGCUAUGAAACAAUUUACUAACAAAAUAAGAUUAAAAUAGCAGAUGUUAUAAAGCAAUUCGAUAAAAAUUAACUUGACACAAAAAUAGAUCAAGAGAAUGACUAAGAAGAUUAGCUUAGCAAUUAAUAAAAAAAGACUGAAAGUGGCAAAGUUGUAAAUUAUUAAGAAAAUAAAAAAAUAUUUAGGUCAUACUCCCCACAAGAUAGAAGUGAGGAUGUCUUGUUUGAUAAAAAUUAGUCAUAUAAAGUUCUAAACACUACUUGUCUUUAGUUUAAAAGAGAAAAAAAAGAUAAAAUAAAUUAGAUUAUUUCAAAAAAUAAGUUGCUUCCUAAUUCGAAGCACUCUUCUGCUUUUACUCGAUUAGAAAGGGAAAGACUAAUAGAAUUAGAUCAUAAAUUCGAUAAUGAUUCUUCGAACUUAAAUUAUCAUCCUAUUUAUGACUAAAUCUUUCCUUCAUCAACACCUCACAAAUUUUUACCUCUUCCUUCUACUUAGAGAAGACAAGAAAUGCAGAUGGCUCCAGACUGCAUUAUUAGGGGAAAUCUUUGUGAAUAUAAAAUAAGAAGUGUAACUUAAGAAAUGAAAAAGUACUCUGACAAGAUUGUGUCUCUACUGAAAAAGCUUGAAGAAAUUGAAGCCUAAUAUGAACUUUAAAAAGAUAAACUUCAAAAGGAUGACCCUUAGAAGAUAAGAGAUAUGCUGGAUAUCAUUUAAGAAAAAAAGAGACUUAUUGGAGAAGAAAUAUUAGAAAAUUAGAAGUUAUUUAUUCAAGCAAGAACAGAAUACGAAUUGCUUAUAGGAGAAAAUCUAGAUUAACAAGAUCAAGAUGCUUUCAAUUAAAUUCCUGAUAAGAUAAAAUCUCAUGAAGCAAACUAUCUAUUUAAUAAAAUCAAAAGUAGAGGCCCGUUAUUUCCUGAGCAAAAUGUAAAAGACUUAAAUGAGAGACUAUAUAAUAAUUAUAAGGGUAAUUAGAUAUGUGAAUAAGGUACUUUCUACUUUGAUAGAACUAGAGGAAGAGAUUAACUGUUCAAACCAGUUAUAGGUCCUGAACAUUAUGAUCAUUACAAAUAAUAUGAAAAUGCACACUUUCAUAAAACAGCUGACUUAGUUCAUUUGAGUAAGCAAGAUACUAAAUUUACAUACUACACAAAACAUGACUACCAUGCCUAAUAAAAUGACAAAUCAGAUAAAAUUCCUAUUGAUUGGCAUAAAAUUGUUGAAGGCUAGUAAAAACUAUCUAAUUAUACCAAAUAACCAAACUACACAAACUUUUAAACAUAAAUAAACAGAGAUAAACCAAACUCUCACUAAAUUAGAACUAUUAAAGUCAAUACUAAUUUUUACAGUAUUAACUAAAAUCAAAACCUUCCUAAAUUUAAUUCUUCAACGAGAUCCUUAUCUCCACCAAAGCGCCAAAUUAAUAAAUUUGAUAAUUCUUUGUUAGAUUAAAAUUUAUUUGAGUGA